Molecule: messenger RNA, 1811 nt
Organism: Fusarium verticillioides 7600
Lineage: Eukaryota; Fungi; Ascomycota; Sordariomycetes; Hypocreales; Nectriaceae
Product: GTP-binding protein rhoA
Exons: 5
Coding region: 321-908 (195 amino acids)
Biological process (GO): small GTPase-mediated signal transduction
Molecular function (GO): GTPase activity; GTP binding
Source: RefSeq, a predicted model, not a curated record
GUCGGGCCCCUAGUCCUAGCGAGAAAAAAACCAAGCCCAAGCCUAUUUCACCCAAAAACCAAAGCCCCUUCUUCUUCCUCGCGUCUCUUUUCUGACUGAGUCCCUCUACUACCAGUCCCAACCUGACCUAACCCAACUCAUAACUCUCCUCUUUCUCUAUCCAUCCAUCUCCCAUCCCCAUCGACCCGCAGCCGCCGCUCUCCGCGAAACUCACAACCUGCACCAUCUCCCAAGCUCAAGCUCAAGCUCGCAUUUCACGCCAGCAAUCUUCGUCCAUUUCUCUCAACCUUUUAACCAAAAACCACAUCUAAUCAAUAACCAUGGCUGAGAUCCGCCGAAAGCUCGUCAUUGUCGGCGAUGGUGCUUGUGGUAAAACCUGUUUGUUGAUUGUUUUCUCCAAGGGCACCUUCCCCGAGGUCUACGUCCCCACCGUUUUCGAGAACUACGUCGCCGAUGUCGAGGUCGAUGGCAAGCACGUCGAGCUCGCCCUAUGGGAUACUGCUGGUCAGGAGGAUUACGACCGUCUUCGACCCCUGUCCUACCCCGACUCCCAUGUUAUCCUGAUCUGCUUCGCUGUUGACUCUCCCGACUCUCUCGACAACGUCCAGGAGAAGUGGAUCUCUGAGGUUCUGCACUUCUGCCAAGGUCUCCCUAUCAUUCUCGUCGGCUGCAAGAAGGACUUGCGAUACGACCAGAAGACCAUCGAGGAGCUCCGAAAGACCAGCCAGAAGCCUGUCUCCCCCGAGGAGGGUGAGGAGGUUCGCAAGAAAAUCGCUGCCUACAAGUACCUUGAGUGCUCAGCCAAGACCAACGAGGGCGUACGCGAGGUGUUUGAGCACGCUACUCGCGCUGCUCUGCUGUCGCGAAACACCCGUGGUAGCAAGCACAAGAAGUGCCUUGUUCUGUAAAGGGCACCAUGGAAGCCCUCUAAGCGCAGUCCACGCACAUGCCGUGGCUUGACCCUGCGUUGUAAUCCUUUGUCGUUCCAGUUCAACCUCAACUUGGCCCCGGCAGUUCGGAUACGGGUUCGUGGCAGCCAAGAAGGAGAAGGCUGUCGGCAUGCAUCGGUUUUCUCGGAAUCUGGAGUUUGAUAUUGUCUCGCUCUUGUCUGGUCCAUCGGCCUACGCGCCGACCCUUCUCGCUGGAUUGAUGGUUUUCUUGUCGGCAGAGCCAUGGUUUCUUGGACCUCCUGAAUCUUGCAGGCGGUUACUUUUCCCGACAGAUACCUCGUCUUUUUUAUUAUCACCACUGGCAUGCGAGCGGGACCAUUGUUUUAUGUAUGUGCUUGUCGCGCAUGGGGGAGGUGGGCCAGAUGUCUUUUUUCUUGUUGGAGGGGCUGUUGAGGAGGAGGAUGAGGAGUGGCUCUCGUUCCUCGCUCUCCUGCCAGGUUUGUCGGUCACUGCAGACUGACAGAUGAGGAACUAUCAGGGAGAGGUGUCAGGAGGCCGAGAGAGGCUCCGUGGGCAGGUCACGGCGAGAGCGUUUGUGUCUGCUUGUGUGUGGAUAUGGGGUCCGGCUGGGGGAACCAAGUCGGUCCAGGCCAUAAAUCUUUUCGUUUUUUCUCUUGAAGCCUCGAGACCGUUACUUAGACCAUGGAGAUGGGACAUCUAUUGCGUAGGGCCUGCCUGUUUAAUCUCUUGAUUUUUUGUAUAACCUGUCUAUCUGUUUUGGUGAUGUUAUUGUAUGUACAGUAUGCUCUUGCACGACGUGACCCUCCCUAUCUGAGUAUCUAGACCUACCUAGCCUAUCUUGUUUGUAUGUAUCUUGUUAUGCAUUGACAUGUCAUGUUACACUGCUUAUGACUGGCUGCC